This is a messenger RNA of Corchorus capsularis, 7119 nucleotides long. The record is from the annotation of a GenBank genome assembly. NCBI's taxonomy places the organism in Eukaryota, Viridiplantae, Streptophyta, Magnoliopsida, Malvales, Malvaceae.
AUGGUUGGGGAGGCUUUAACCAAUAUGUGCUCACAGCUUUCACUCCAAGAGGGUGAAAAAGAGAAAGUUGUAAUUGAUAACAGUUGGGUGGAUGGUGAGGAUGGUAAUGUUGUUCGACAUUACUUGCUGGGUAAGUUGAUGCUAAAGAAACCAGUUAAUGUUGAGGGGUUAAGAAAUGUGAUGUAUCAGGCUUGGCGGUUGGAGGGUGACUUGAUUGUCCAAGAGGUUGGGGUCCGGCUGUUUCUAUUCCAGUUUGAAGAUCCUUUGGAGAAAGAUCGGGUCUUGGUGUCUCAGCCGUGGUCGUUUAAGAAAGUGUUGUUGGUUCUGAAGGAAUAUGAUGGUGUUUUGCCUCCAGAGAGUGUUCAGUUUAAUAAAUGCCCAUUUUGGGUUAGAGUUUUUGAUCUACCUUUAAGGUUGCAGAAUGAAAGAGUGGGAGUUGCAGUUGGGGAGGCAGCAGGUGAGGUGUUGGAUAUUGAUCCUAACUGGGGUCGUUUCAUGAGAGUCAGAGUACAAGUGGAUCUAUUGAUUCCUUUGAAGGCGGGUACAACAGUCUCUACAGCUUCGGGUGAUCUGGAAGUGGAGUUUCGCUAUGAGAAGAUGGCUGAUUUUUGCUAUGUUUAUCGGCUGAAAGCAGAAACGCCGGUGGUCAGGAGCACGAAACAAUCUCCGGAUGGGAUGAGGUCCAAAACGAUUUUUGGAGGGUCAAAGCGUGAAGGAAAACGUCCUGUGGUGGCUAAUGCUUUGUCAACUGGAGCUGUUUCAAAGCAGAAGAGCCUUGGAAGUUCGAUGCUGGCGUCGGGAUGGCGGGGAGGAUUUAGGAAUCAUGUUGAUAGUUUAUUAUUGCGAGGACGUGAGGCGGCGCGUGCAAUUGCCGAGGAGGAGAGGUCGCGUGAUAUGUUCCCUAAGUUUAACUGUAACAAUGGUGAGAAAUUCCAGGGGGAGCAGGAGGUUACUUCGAGCAAAUUUCGCACUUUAAAUAACAACUUUCUGCAUGAUGCCAAGGAAAGAGGGGAGAGGCGGGGUGAGGAAGAUAUUGAUGCACGUGUUUUUGCUCUUAAACAGCAAUUGCUGUUGGAAGGUAUGGCUGAGUCUCCGAAUUUCCAGGGAGAUCGUGGAAGUGGCUUUAAGGAGAAGGGCUCUUCAUCUUUUAUGGGGCCGAAGAAUAUUCCAGGAAUUGGGAGGAGUCAUAUGGGCCUGGCUGGGAGUUCAAACGCUAAUAUUGGGCUACCGAGUUUAAUAAGGCCAGUUCUGGAGCAGGAAGAUAAUUCUGGCUCAUCUUUGCCGACUGAAGUGCGACAAUUACUGGCAGAAUUGGUAAAGACUGGUCCAUUCGUCUUUGGUGCUGGUAAUACUUCCGAUCAGAUAAAGCCUAGACGUUGGAAAAAGAUUGCGAGAGCCACAGAUAAGUAUUCGUUUGAAUGUCUUGCUCCACAAACGAAUUUAUUACAAGGGAGGAAAAGAGGUCCAUAUCAAGGAAGCUUUGUGUCUGUGGAAGACGGGGCUGCAAAACGAUCUAGAGAAGAGGAGGACCAGAUUGGAACUGUUGCUGGAUUGGUUGCUGAAUUGUGGAACGGCAGGGGUGACGGUGGAUCACCUCUGCCAAGGACAAUGAGUAUUUUUGUUUGGAACUGUCGAGGGCUUGGGGCCUCUCGAUCAGUUCAUAUUCUCCGUAGUUUUAUAAUUUGUAAUAAGCCCCAAAUUUUAUUUUUGUCUGAGACUAAGAGAAGUAGUAAUGGGAUGGAAUGGCUCCGUUCUUUGUUGGGGUAUGAUUUUUGUUUUUCGGUUAGCAGUAUUGGUAGGGCGGGUGGUUUAGCUCUUUUGUGGAUGAAUUCUUAUUCUGUUUAUGUUCUUUCUUAUUCCUCUUCGCAUAUUGAUGUUUCCGUUGAGAAUCAAAAUACUCAAAAAUGGCGCUUUACGGGAAUUUAUGGCCAAUUUGAGACUGGGAGGAGACACGAAACUUGGUCAUUAUUGAGAAAUUUGGCUGGCCGAUCAUCGUUACCAUGGCUAUGCGCGGGAGAUUUUAAUGAGAUUUUGUCAAACGAUGAGAAGCUAGGUGGUGUUGUCCGAUCUAAUAGACAAAUGGAACAAUUUAGAGAAGCAAUUGAAGAUUGCGAACUAAAGGAAAUUCCAGUUCAAGGUCCAAAAAUGACUUGGAAUAGGAAGAUGCGAGGUGAAACCGUUUUUGAGAAAUUGGACAGAGGACUUGCGACAGAAGAAUGGAUUAAUAUUUUCAAUUUCUCAUUUGUACAGUGUGCUGAAAAAUUGAGGAGGUGGGAUCGUGAGAUUUUUGGACAUGUUCGCCACGGUAUUAAUAGGAAGAAGAAGGAGCUAGAGAGGUUGUAUGCAAAAGCACAAAUGGAUGGAAGGUCAGGGGCUUUACAUGAUUGUAUAGAUGGAUUAAAUGAAUUAUAUCAGAGAGAGGAAGUUAUGUGGAGGCAGCGAGCGAAAAUUACUUGGUUGCGAGAUGGAGAUAGGAAUUCGAAAUUUUUCCAUGUAAUGGCUUCCAAGCGUAAUAGGAGGAAUGGUAUAUCUGCCUUACAAGAUGAUGCGGGCAAUUGGCAGAUGAAUGCGGAGGAAAUUGAGAAUAUAAUUGGGCGACAUUUUAAGAGCAUUUAUGAAUCAUCGAAGCCUUACAUUUAUGACAUUCAGCAGGAUAUUAAGGAUGCAGUUUUUCAGAUGAGUCCUGAGAAAUCUCCAAGUCCGGAUGUGCUAUGGUGGCUUGAAACUGUUCAUCAUCUGAAGAAUAAGCGAAGCGGAGGGAAACGACAUAUGGCACUCAAGCUUGAUUUAAGCAAAGCGUAUGAUAGGGUGGAGUGGGCUUUUUUGGAAGGUGUUAUGCGGAGUUUGGGUUUUUCUGCUAGAUGGAUAUCUCGAAUUAUGACGUGUGUUCGUGCAGUCUCUUAUUCGGUAUUGGUUAAUGGAGUUCCUACAGAUAAGUUUGCUCCAUCCCGAGGUAUUCGUCAAGAAGAUCCGUUAUCCCCUUAUCUGUUCUUAUUUUGCAUGGAAGGUUUGUCUUGUUUAUUGCAACAUGCUGAAAGAUCUAGGGAAAUUCAGGGAGUGUCAGUGGCUCGCUAUGCUCCUAGAGUAUCGCAUCUUUUCUUUGCAGAUGAUAGCUUACUAUUUCUUCAUGCUAAGGAAGUGGAGUGUGAUGCUAUACUUAGGAUUUUGAAGAUUUUCGAGUAUGUUUCAGGUCAGCAGAUUAACGUUGAUAAAUCUGCUAUCUUGUUUAGCAAUAAUACUCCGGAUUGUAUACGAGUUUCAAUUAUGGCAAAAUUGGGAGUCCAACAAGUGUUGGAUAAAAACAAGUAUCUGGGUCUUCCGAUUAUGAUUGGAAGGUCCAAACGAGCGGAGCUUCAAAUGAUUAGAGAUCGUAUUUGGAAGCGGGUACAACAAUGGCGGGGGAAAAUCCUAUCUGGAGCAGGGAAAGCAGUAAUGAUUCAAGCGGUGGCCCAAUCUAUUCCAACCUAUUUAAUGAGUUGCUUUCGUUUCCCAAAGACUUUCUUAAAUGAUCUGAAUAUGAUCAUUGCUAAUUUUUGGUGGGGCAGCAGUGACAAUAAGCGUAGGAUUCAUUGGAAAGCUUGGGAUUCUUUAUGCGUGUCGAAGUUGGAUGGAGGCCUUGGCUUUCGUGACUUUGAGGCUUUUAAUUUGGCGUUGUUAGCCAAACAGGGUUGGCGUUUGAUACAAGAUGAGCGGUCUUUGUGCUAUCGUAUACUGAAGGCUAAGUAUUUUAGGCAAUGCUCCUUUAUGGAAGCUAAAUUAGGAUGUAACCCAUCUUUUGUGUGGAGAAGUUUGCUAGCGGGGAGAGAAGUUUUAAAGCAAGGGUGUCGGUGGAGGGUAGGUAAUGGAUGUGAUAUUGAUAAUUGGAGGGAUAAGUGGAUUAACAAACCUCCGGUCAAUCAACCUCUACCAAAUAAUGGUAUAAUUUGUAACCCAAAUCCUGUCAAAGUCCUUUUUGAUGAUGACGGAAAUUGGGAUUAUGACUUGCUAAGGGAAUUGUUUGUGGAGGAUGAUGUCAGGAGGAUUAUGAGUAUUCCACUACAUUUGACAGGUAGUCGAGAUAAGUUUAUUUGGUCAAGAACAUUAGAUGGUCAUUAUACAGCAAGUGAGCUGGGUUAUUUGGAGUUGGUGUGCUUCUUGUUAUGGAAAAUUUGGUUAAAUGGAAACAAAGUUCUCCAUGAGAAGGUUUGUCAAACGCUAAGUGCUUUAUGUCUCGCUGCUGCUCACUGUGUCCAGGAAAUGGAGAAUGUAUGGAUUAGGAACGAACUGACUAUGGAUGGUCGGGAGGUGCAAUUGUGGAGGCCGCCUGUGGCAGGACAGAUUAAAAUUAAUGUGGAUGCAUCAUUUGUAGUCAGUAGGUAUGAAGCAGGUUUAGGAGUAGUUUGUCGAGAUGCUGAAGGAAGGGUGUUAUUAUGUGCCAAAUCGAGGAUUAAUUUUGUGCCAGACUCGAUGUAUGCCGAGAUGUAUGCAAUCCGGUUUGGUGUCUUGUUAGCUCGAUAUUAUGGAUACUUGAAUUGCUGUGUGGAGAGUGAUUGUCUGCUUGCUAUUAGGGAAAUUAAUAUGGCUAAUCCUAGUUUGUGGGGGGGGGGGGGUGAUGCGCCAAGGGCUUAUCAUAGCUUAGAAGAGCACAUUGGAGCUAAUGAAGAUCAUGUCUUGGAAAUACAUGGAGAUGUCAUGAAUACAAGCUUGGAGGAGCAUGGAGUUGGAGGCAUCGCAAGUGACCGACCAUUGCUUGGAGAAGCCGCGCAACACCGGCCACAUGACCGGCCACAACCAGCCAUCGCAUACCGGCCAUCGCAUGCGCCAUCGCAUGAGGCAUCCGGCCACAACCGGCCAUCGCAUGGGCCAUCCGGGCACAACCAGCCAUUUGACCCUUUAGCCAUUCCGCAAGGUCCAAUGACAAGGGCUCGGGCUAAAAGGUUCAAUGAAGCUUUAUUGGGCUUUGUUAGAUCUCAUCUUGGAGAUUUAGAGUCCAUUGAAGACCAAUUGGAGAGCAUUGAAGUCGACAUCACCAAGAAUAUUCCCAUUGAUUCCAAGAGUCCUAGCAAGCAAUUAGGUUGUGAUUGCUUAAUUGUUUGUGAAUCUUGUGAUCUUGAGAAUUCAAUUGCAGGUCUAAUUGAGAGCUUAAGUCCGACGAAAGAGGAGCUGUGUUUACUUCUUGAUUUUGUGGUUUCAUCGCAAGGUAUAGAGGUUGAUGAGGAAAAGAUCAAGGCAAUCAAAGAUUGGCCAACUCCCACCAACGUUGGACAAGUGAGAUCUUUUCAUGGACUAGUCGGAUUCUAUAGGAGGUCUGUUAAGGACUUUAGCACCUUAGCCACCCCUAUUACAAGUGUGAUGAAGAAGAAUGCACCAUUCAAGUGGGGAAAAGAACAACAAGAAGCAUUUGAGACUUUGAAGGAAAAACUAACUAAUGCUCCUUUGCUUGUUUUACCUAACUUUAACAAUACUUUUGAGAUUGAAUGUGAUGCAUCAGGGGUUGGAAUUGGUGCUGUUUUAAUGCAAGGUGGGAAGCCCGUCACAUACUUUAGUGAGAAAUUGAAUGGGGCUGCAUUGAAUUAUCCAACCUAUGACAAAGAGUUGUAUGCUCUUGUGAGGGCGUUGCAAACUUGGCAACACUACCUAUGGCCUAAGGAAUUUGUGAUCCAUACGGAUCAUGAGAGCUUGAAGUAUUUAAGAGGCCAACAAAAGUUGAACAAAAGACAUGCUAAGUGGAGCGAGUUCAUUGAAAGUUUUCCGUAUGUUGUGCGAUACAAACAAGGUAAGGAGAAUGUUGUAGCCGAUGCUUUAUCAAGGAGAUUGUGUGUACCUUCUUGUUCUUUGCGCAUCUUGCUCAUGAGGGAAUCGCAUGAGGGGGGAUUAAUGGGUCACUUUGGAGUUGAUAGAACAUAUGACAUAUUGCAUGAACACUUCUUUUGGCCUAAGAUGCGACAUGAUGUAGGGACGUAUGUUGUUAGUUGUAUUGUUUGUUUGCAAGCUAAAUCUACUUCUAAACCGCAUGGAUUGUAUAAUCCUUUGCCUAUUCCUCAUGAACCAUGGACUCAUAUUAGUAUGGACUUUGUGUUAGGAUUACCUCGUUCUAAGAGAGGUAAAGAUUCUAUCUUUGUGGUUGUUGAUAGGUUUUCUAAGAUGGCUCACUUUAUUGCAUGUACUAAAACGGAUGAUGCCAUUAAUGUAGCUAAUUUGUUCUUUAAAGAGAUUGUUAGACUAUAUGGAAUGCCUAGGACGAUUGUGAGUGAUAGAGAUGCUAAGUUCUUAAGUCACUUUUGGAGAACUUUAUGGGCUAAGUUAGGUACUAAGUUGUUAUUUUCAAUUACUUGUCAUCCCCAAACCGAUGGCCAAACUGAAGUAGUUAAUAGGACUUUGUCUACUUUACUUAGAGCAUUAAUUAAGGAGAACAUAAGAACUUGGGAGGAUUGCCUACCUCAUGUCGAAUUUGCAUAUAAUAGAAGCAUACAUAGUACUACUGGACAUUCACCUUUUGAAACUGUGUAUGGCUUUAAUCCUUUAACCCCAUUGGAUUUGUUGAGUUUACCUUUGAGUGUGCAAGUCGACAUGGAUGGACAAAGGAAGGCCGAUUAUGUUAGGGAACUUCAUGCUAGGGUUCGAGCUCAAAUUGAGAAGAAAACACAACACUACAUGAAGGUUGCUAAAAAGGGGCGCAAGGAGAUCAUCUUUGAACCUGGGGAUUGGGUUUGGUUGCAUCUAAGGAAAGGUUCCCUGAAAAAGAGAAAGUCUAAGCUAUUACCUCGUGGAGAUGGUCCAUUCCAAGUCUUGGAGAGGAUCAACAACAACGCCUACAAGCUAGAUCUUUCAAGUGAAUAUGGCAAUGUAAGUGCUACUUUUAAUGUUUCAGACUUAUCCUUGUUUGAUAGUGAUGCAGAUUUGAGGAGAAAUCAUUUUCAAGGGAGAGGGGAUGAUGCGCCAAGGGCUUAUCAUGUCUUAGAAGAACACAUUGGAGCAAAUGAAGAUCAUGUCUUGGAAAUACAUGGAGAUGUCAUGAAUGCAAGCUUGGAGGAGCAUGGAGUUGGAGGCAUCGCAAGUGACCAGCCAUUGCUUGGAGAAGCUGCGCAACACCGGCCACAUGACCGGCCACAACCGGCCAUCGCAUGCGCCAUCACAUGA